Solanum pennellii is the source of this 2235-nucleotide messenger RNA. RefSeq names its product ubiquitin-like-specific protease 1D. Gene Ontology annotation, molecular function: cysteine-type peptidase activity. Bases 450 to 1889 code for a protein of 479 amino acids. Lineage: Eukaryota; Viridiplantae; Streptophyta; Magnoliopsida; Solanales; Solanaceae. Gene Ontology annotation, biological process: proteolysis. The transcript is spliced from 8 exons. The record is from RefSeq and is a predicted model, not a curated record.
UUGUUCACAUUGAGAGGAAAAAACAAAUAUACAUGAAGAUGAUCAUACCUGUAAAAGAGCAAAAGAAUCCAAAAAAUUUUCAUAAAGUUUCAAUCUUUUCUUGGGGUUUUCUCAAAUUGUGUAAAGUUUUCAAUUUAGGGUUUUCUAAAGGGAGGAAAUCAAAACUUAAAGCACACAAGAUGAAGAAGGAACUCUGUGUCAUAUCCCCUUUAUCAGGUUGAAUCCGGACUAUAUUUCUCAGCCAAGAUUUUAACAACUUGCUUUUGAUAAGGAAGAUCAUCUGCAGCGAUCAUCUUUGUCAUCUCUAUCAUUAAGUUUUAUUCCCAGUCAAGAAGAUUUGAUAACGCUUCUCCGAAAUUGUUCUUUUGUUUCUGUUAGAGUAUCAACGGGAACAGGAAUCUUUUCGAAGUCCUACUUCUAUAUCCUUUGCAUCCCUCAAUUCAGGAUUGAUGCCUAAAAGAAGCAGAAAUGUUGUGGAGCCACGGCGUUCUUCCCGCCUCCGUGAACUGGAAAAUAGAAGGAACAACAGAUCAGAGGGAGAAUGCCUCCAUGGACUGUCAAUUAGAAGGAAUGACAGAUCAGAGGGAGAGCACACUCAAGUAGCUUCUACACUCGAUUCAGCUGUUGAGCUACGGCAUUCUUCCCGCCUCUGUGAACUGUCAAAUAGAAGGAAUGACAGAUCAGAGGGAGAAAGUCUCUGUGGACUGUCAAAUAGACAGAACGAUAGAUCAGAGGGAGAACGCACAGGGAAUGACAUAUCAAAUGGAGAACGCAUGGGAAAUGACAGUUCAAAGGGAGAAUGCACAGAGAAUGACAUAUCAGAGGGAGAACGCAUGGGGAACAAAAGAUCGGAGGAAGAACGAACGGGGAACGGCAGAUCAAAAGGAGAACGUACGGGGAACGACAGAUCAGAGGGAGAACAGCUCCGUGAACUGUCAAAUAGCAGGAACUCCAGAUCAAAGAACGAAAGAUCAGAGGGAGAACCCAUGGGGAACGACAUAUCAGAGAGAGAACACACGGGGAACAACAUAUCAGAGGGAGAACGCACGGCGAACGACCAAUCAGAGGGAGAACGCAUGGGGAACUACAGAUCAGAGGAAGAGCAGCUGUGUAAAUUGUCAAAUAGCAGGAACUCCAGAUCAGAGGGAGAACGCCUCCGUAGACUGUCAAAAAGAAGGAACGACAGAUCAGUGGGAAAACGCCUCCGAAGGAACUCCAGAUCAGAGGGAAAGUUAAACUCGAUCAACUUUGACUGUUACCUGGAGAAUAUAUGGAGGAAACUACCAGAGGAUAAGAAAAAUUUGUUUGCAUGCCUCGACUCCUUGUGGUUUUCCUCAUACAGAAACAAACGGUAUGAGUCUAAGGUGUUGAGAUGGAUUAAGAACAAAGACAUAUUCUCGAAAAAAUAUGUUUUUGUUCCCAUUGUUCUCUGGGGUCAUUGGUGUCUUUUGAUCUUUUGCCAUCUCGGUGAAAGUCUGGAGUCAGAAUCAACAACUCCCUGUAUGUUGUUGCUGGAUUCGUUGCAGAUAGCAGACUCCUCGCGAUUUGCACCUGAGAUAAGAAAAUUUGUUUCCAGCAUAUUCAACAAUGAGGAGAGGCCAGAGAGCAAGCAGCUGAUUAAGAAUAUCCCACUAUUGGUUCCUCAGGUACCGCAACAGAGAAAUGCUACCGACUGUGGUAAAUUUGUUUUGUACUACAUUAGCCUUUUCCUAGAGAAUGCUCCAGAAACUUUUAGCAUUUCAGAAAGCUACCCUUACUUUAUGAAGGAAGAUUGGUUUACUCAUGACCAGUUAGAAAGCUUUUGGCAAGACCUGCAGACUGUGAACAAGAACUCAUCAUCUGCUGAUGGAAACUCCUCAGAUUCAGAUGAUGUUAUAUGUUUAGACUAAGAGGGGCAUUUAGAUUGUUUUUCUUACAAUAAUAUGAUACUACCCCAAGGGAAGCCUCGGAACAACGAUGGAAUUCGUCGUUGUGUGACCUUGUAGGUCCAAAGUUUGAGUGACCUAUAUAUCACAGAUUUGAGCUGUGGAAUCAGAUCAUGGUAGGCUGACAAUGUAACACUUUUAGAUCUUUACCAAUUCCUAUAUGAACUCGGGAUGCUUCGUGCACCAGUCUUGUUUAUUUUAAGAAAUUAGAUACACUUGAAAGACAGGUAACUGUCUCAUUUGGAUAUUUAAUUGUUUCGACUAUAGUUAUUGCCUCAAUUCCAAACAAGUUAAAGUUCGACUAUAUGAA